Messenger RNA from Antechinus flavipes (yellow-footed antechinus), 1773 nucleotides. RefSeq names its product testis expressed 45 (gene SAXO5). NCBI's taxonomy places the organism in Eukaryota, Metazoa, Chordata, Mammalia, Dasyuromorphia, Dasyuridae. The record is from RefSeq and is a predicted model, not a curated record. Bases 159 to 1601 code for a protein of 480 amino acids. The transcript has 9 exons.
UGGGUAGUAGAUGGGAGGGGGUCACAAAUGUGUUGGUGGGAUCCUGGAGCCUGUUAUCCUCCAGGCUCUGAAACCGUGUUGGAAGGAGAAGACAGUUGUAUAUAGCCCUUGAAAUCUGACCUGAGCCCAAAUUUUUUUCCUGAUUCUGUGAGACCAGGAUGGCUGAGAGCCCCCCCCAUCUCCUCCCUGCUCCUCUCCCCAGAGAUGAAUUCCUCAAGUCCUCCCACUUCAAAAUUGGGGCAGACACCCGCCUGCAGGAGGGUUGUAUGGAGACGACUUUUAGGAGUUUGUUCCCUCCCCACUGGGGCUUCCAUGCAGCUGCUCCCUUCUUGCCAAAGUCUAGCAAGAGGCUCUUACAUCAGGACUUGGAAAACAUCGAUGAGUUUGGCAAUAGGAUGCAUGUAAACUUUCCUGUUCAUGACAUAAACAUCACACCAUCAAACAUCAACCAGAUGAGCCUAACCAGCAGCCUGAAGAUGCACGGGGACCCCCGAAUCAACGUCUUCAAGACCAUUUUCCAAAAGGAAUACACCGCUCCAGAAGCUGAGACCUACAUUUGUCACAAGGAAUCCCGCAAGCUGUUUGAUAAAGACAGCUUCCCCACUGGAGACAGGGACAAGUUGGGCAUCCCUCUGUCUCACAAUCGCGAGGUCUUCGUGGCCAAGCACUUGAUCCCCCAACCCCGAGUUCCUUCCCUACACUUCGGAGGAACCUCCCCUCUGAAGUGGAUUACGGAAUCUCAUCCAGAAAGCUCCUAUCAAAAGGAAUUCCAAGGGAGAUCUUCUUCCCCGGCCCACAUGUGUGAGGAGCUGAAGUCCAUCCUGCAGUUAGGAGACCGCAGAAUUGGCUUCCAGGGAAUCCAAUCAGAGCAGAAGAAGUCCUAUCCUCUUCAGGACCUGCCCCACUACAGAUAUAACAAGAAAGAGGCUGCAGCCAAUAUUUUACAGGUGAACAUCCAGCCUGGUGAUGGCCAAACCCGUGCUUAUCUCCCAGGUUACAAGAUCAUGGCUUCUGUGGAGACCAAUGAGCCCAUCUUCAAGUACUCAGCUAAAAAAGAUUCAGUAAUAAUGAGGGGAGACAGAGAUCCUGAAAGAUGCCGGGAAAUAAGCAACUUCACCAAUCACCACCACGCCUUUACCUGGGUGAAGCCUAAAUAUCCCAUAGAGCGAGUGAGAGAAGGAAAAAGUCAUGUGAUUUUUGGGGAUAUAAUUCCCCAGGCUCAGUACAUGGUCACUACACACCAGAAGACUUACUUAUACCCCCAAAAACCUUCGUCAAAGUCAACCAGAAGUCAUACCUUCCUGAAAAGUCACAUCAAGAUGGGUACCAACGAGAUGGACUUCCUGACAUCCUCAGGAGCAUUUGGGCUUCAUUCUUUCAAGAAGAAUCUAAUGUCUAAAGAGAUAAAGCAAAAGACUGGAGAUACCCACAUCCUGCCUCCUACGCAGGACCAGGAAUUUUCCACCGAAUACAAAGACAGCUACCCUUUCAAAUACAUUGGCCCAUGUAUGAGGCCAGGGGUCAGCUGCCAGGAGAGCAAUGUGAAACUGGGCUUGCUCCAGAAGCACUGGUCGGGCAGAAGCAUGGUGAUCCCCGGAUAAGGAGUGCCAGUCCUGCCUCUGUGGGCAUCCUCCCUGCUUAUCACAGAUUCUAUCUACCAUUAGUCCAUUACAGACAACUGUCCCUUCCUUGUCACAAAUCUUGCCUCGCCCAGUCACAGACUGUGGCCUCCCUCUUAGAGCAAAAGGAAAAUAAAGUUUUCUCUAAUUUGAA